CUUCAAUCCAAGAUACUCACCAUCAUCCCCACCGUGCUCCAUGAUGUAGCAAUAUCACACCUGAUCCGUGCUCACAGUUCCACAUCAUUCAUUGGGCUUCAAGGUCCUUGCCACCAAUAUCUCUCUUGUAUAAUUUCCCUCUAAGGCCUAGAACAGCCUCGGAAUGACAAUCUUGCAUCCGUCACACGAUGCAAUUCAGACACCGAAGGCCUGACAAAUGUGGAGGCAGGCCAGAUACUCUCUGUUCUCCUGGGGAAAGGGGAGGACGGACUGGGUAAACUCAGCUGAAGAUUGUCUGAACCUUGCCAUCUGUGCUAGUCGUAGCGGCUGUCGUGAUUCUGUAGCAGGGUAGAAACAUAUAAGAUGAUGGAUCUUGCCUUCAACUUCGCAUCAAGAACUAACUUGAUUUACGGACGAAAUGAACAUUGCUCCUCCCUCUUACUUGAACUCCAGUGAUCAUAUCAGCAAAUGGGGCUACUCGUUUGCUUUUACGAGCGACCAUCUCUCUAUGGAAAAGACAGAGUCACUGCGUCAGCAAUAUGACACUUUGGGCGCUGCUGCUCUGGAGAGACUUCAAUCCAUACGAUCUUCUUUGGUUGAUCAGAGCAAAGCAAACGGGACGAGUCCACCCUCAGGAGAUCUCUACACUAUCCUCCGAGAUCGCCACGGGGAGGACGAGGUUCUAACACGGUUCUGGAAUGAAACCCACACAGUCCCGGACUGGGUUGAUUGGGAGCAGCUCGAGCGAGGUCAACGGUUCUUCCAUCGAUAUAUGAUUGCCAACCUUGUUGGUUUCGCAUUACAGGGAUUCGUAGCGGAAAACUCCGCAGCCUCCGGCGUAGUGGAAGUCCUUGUCCGAACCGGUAGUUUCUCGACCCGUAUGUUGCUGAAGCGAUUACUAGAGACCUUCCAAUGGUUGAUUCAAGUGACCUCUGACCUUGCUGCCAUCCAACCGGGAGGCGAAGGACAUGUUGCAACUGUUCGAGUCCGACUCCUCCAUUCGUCUGUCAGACAACGCAUCUUACAUCUAUGUCGAACAAAGCCCGAUUACUUCGACAUCGACCGGCACGGUGUCCCCGUGAAUGCCCUAGAUAGCAUUCACUCCAUUAGUACCUUCUCCUGCAACCCGAUGUGGCUCCAAUUGCCGAGGCUUGGAAUUUCCCCAUCCCCCGAUGAGCUCAAAGAUUACAUCGCCCUAUUCCGAUACCUUGGUUACCUUCUCGGGACGCCAACAUCAUACUUCGAGUCGGUAGAGAAGGGCAAGUGUACAAUGGAGAGUAUGAUAGCGCACGAGCUACACACCACGGAGACAUCGCGCGUGGUCGCUUAUAACUUUGUCGAAUGCGUAGCGAACCUUCCUGCGCCGUUCCAUGUCUCAAGGAAGUUCAUCGAAGCUGGUAGUCGGUGGAUCAACGGAGACGAGAUCUGCGAUGAACUUGAGCUCGGGAAGCCCGGGGCUCUACAUCAAUUGAUGUUCGCAGGCUAUUGUGCUCUUGUCCGGGGGCUUGCCUGGUUGCAACGGAUGGUUCCUCGCUUCGAUGAGUACAUGAUUCAGCUCUCCCGAGAUCUCUUGUAUCAGGGAAUAGUACUACGAGAACGCACCCGUUUCGACUUUAAGCAUAUCCCUCGAAUGGGCAAGACCACCGGAAGGGAAAGGUGCUGCUCGGACAAAGGAGACAGGGCUUGGAAGACGGGCCAGUAUCCCCUGUAUCUUCAAUCCACUUUGUACGAUCUUACAGAUAUGGGGUAUUUUGAAAUAUUGUGUGUCGUUAUUGUUACUCUAGUGGGGGCACUAAUGGCUGGGUGUGUGAUCAAAAGUGGAUUGUGGGUGCAUGAAAGAACGCGAGGCUUGGCUAUCUAG
Molecule: messenger RNA, 1861 nt
Organism: Aspergillus alliaceus
Lineage: Eukaryota; Fungi; Ascomycota; Eurotiomycetes; Eurotiales; Aspergillaceae
Product: oxygenase MpaB family protein
Exons: 3
Coding region: 419-1861 (480 amino acids)
Molecular function (GO): oxidoreductase activity
Source: RefSeq, a predicted model, not a curated record